Blastocystis hominis is the source of this 2418-nucleotide messenger RNA. RefSeq lists its product as hypothetical. Gene Ontology annotation, cellular component: proteasome regulatory particle, lid subcomplex. The coding region runs from base 1 to 1359 and encodes 452 amino acids. Gene Ontology annotation, biological process: ubiquitin-dependent protein catabolic process. The transcript is spliced from 7 exons. Lineage: Eukaryota; Bigyra; Opalinata; Blastocystidae. The record is from RefSeq and is a predicted model, not a curated record.
AUGAUUUUUGGAAUUCCCGUUUUGGCUGCCUUUUCACUCUUUCACUUCCAUCAAACCAAAAUGUCGAUAUCAACGUCAGGAAACGAUAACACAAGUGGUGACGUCAUCGAGAAGACAAUUCUAGCAUCUGUACAAAAGAAUAUUCACUUGCUGAACUCGGCAAGUCCAUCUCGUGGAGAAGCCGUUGUUCAUCGCGUGUUGCUCUUCACUCCGUCAAUUCGCAAGAACCUGUCGUUUCAGCAUCUGGAGGCACUGGAAAAGGAGUACGUUUCUGAUAGUGCCCCAUUUAAAUCAAAUGUUUUGUCGAUUAUAUCCAAGUACAAUGAAGUGACGCUCGAUGUGGUUCCGCAUCAGCCCCCCUGCAAAGACAUCGUGGAUUACUACCUGACGUGCAUUUUGGUUUAUAAGCUUAUUAAGAUUACAAAAUAUGAAGAUGCCUACUCGCUCAUCAAGGCGAUGAUCCAGAACUUCAUUACCGUAGGCUACAUGGACAUCCAGAAGGAAUACAUCGUGACGCGUGUGUGCACCUACCUCAUGCUGCUGCACAACCAGGCCUACCCGAUGCCGUCCCUGCUCCGCGACCUUCUGUCCUGGUACCGCAUCGGCUGCCUCAACAACAACCGCAUUCUCUGCAGCGCGCUCUACAACUCCAUUCUCCGCGUCUACAUCACCGACCGCCAGUACCUCACCGCCUCCCACUUCCUCCAGACCGCCAGUUUCCCCGCCCACGUCUCCGACAAGCAGUUUCUCCGAUUCUCCUAUUACAAAGCCCUGGUUUCCACGGUUCUCCUCAACUACACCGAGGCGGAACACUGUUUAUUUUCCAUCCACAAGAAGUCGGGCGGCCAGGAGACCGGACCCUUCUUCGAGGAGGUCGCCAAACUCUCCGUGCUUGUUAAGCUUUUAACAGGAGAGAACCCCGAGGUGCCGAUCCCCGCGGGAAACCGGCAAUUGUCGCCGUAUGGAGAGCUGGCCGCGGUGGUGAUGCGGGGCGAUUUGGACGCGUAUCGACGCGUUGUGGAGGCGAGAAAUAACGUGUUUGUGAGAGAUCGGCUGGAACGAAUCGUUGCGAGAUUGCACAAUACGGUGAUUCGGAUUGCGCUGGUGAAGCUGAGCAAGAGCUAUAGUCGGAUUUCGCUGAGCGAGAUCGCGUCGAUUUUGCAGCUGGAUAGCGCAGAAGAGGCAUGUUAUACGUGCAUGCGAAAUAUACGCGAUGGAAUCAUCCAGGGGAGAAUUGAAGGCGAUUACUUCGUUACAGAGGAAGUUGUAGGGAUGAUUGAGAGAUGUGAAGGUAGGACUGUGCAGAGGUUACGUCGCUGCCGAAGGAGCAGUUCAGCAAGAAAAUCGCGUUCUGCUUGAACUUGAGGAAGGAGAUAAUCAAGAAUAGCGUUUGAUUUGAUUGUUCCAAACAGAAUUGUUGAUCAUCAAGAAUCACUGAACGGAAUCAGAGAACCAUCACUCAUUUUUCUCUUAUUGUGGGAACGGUGUAUCCUUAGAUUCGAAUGGGAGGAUCGAAGUGUAAGUGGUGUGAUAAUGUGCUGGCAGUGUUCUUUAUGGUCAACGGUACUCGUUCACCUAGACACAGAAUCCACUGCAAGAUGGAUCGAGAGAGGUUUACUCUCCACGAAAGCUAGCUUGUGACUUCCUUUCACUAUUCUGUAAACCAUAUUAACCGUUUCUAGAGAUCGACUCUCUCCUGAACUUGUAUUCUAUGAAAAGGUAGGUGGUGUGAUGAUCAUCAUGGCGAUUCGAAGCGCUUUAAGUCGUCCAAAAUGCCUUAAGGUGUCAAACAUCAGCCAAAAGAUGAGAUGAAUGAUCGAUUUGAAUACUGGCUAAUCGGAAAUCGGUUAGCCACCUUCUUGGAUUCAUCUAACAUGUAUUCUAGGUAAGCGGUGUGAAGAUUGAAAAGAUUCGUUCGUAUGUAUGUAUGAUUUCAGAUCCUGUUUGGUUUGCGAUCUGAAUCACGAAACCAACAUGGCUUCACGAUGAAAAUGAAGAUGGAGUCAAACAACCAGAAUCCCAUUUGCCUGUAGAUUUCCAUUCUACCUGGCAUAAGUUUGUUCUGGGAGAGAAAUGUUGGGUUUUGUUUUAGAAUACGAACUGUCUGAUAUGAAAUUGAUUGGUCGUGAAGAACGUAACUUACAUUUUAGGCUUUAGGCUUUUUCAGUCUCUUGUACAAUACAUAUUUGUAGUAUGGUAGGUAGCAUAUAAUUGAAUUUUGGCAUGUUGGUUGACUCUUGGCACUGUAUUGUGCCUGCUUUGCAUGUUUAGCCAGGAGAUGGGAGACUGGGCCUAUUCUCUUUUUAAACGUGCACAAAGAGUAGUGGUUUCAUACCAACAUUGUUGUUGUUGUUGUUUUGUUGCAAUUGUUGGAUUUCACCCCACUAAUACUUUGUAGUCGUAGAAUUUUGAGUUGUA